Rubroshorea leprosula is the source of this 2076-nucleotide messenger RNA. The record is from the annotation of a GenBank genome assembly. NCBI's taxonomy places the organism in Eukaryota, Viridiplantae, Streptophyta, Magnoliopsida, Malvales, Dipterocarpaceae.
CAAAAGACAACAUUACCCAUCCAGUUUCCGUUACUUGAGUCUCCAGGAUCCAGUCAAAACACAGAAGACAGUGACCAGGUGUCUGAAAAGCAACCCUGCAUGCCCGCGCAGGACAACACCUGUUGGAACGAAAGAGAGGGCGUUACAUUUCAGGAGUUUCAAUCCCCUGCACAUUCACACUUCAUAGCAGAAAGCACAGAUUCUGCAUCAUACCAAUCCAACGCCUCAGAAUCCUUCAGGGUUCCUGCCAUUUAUGUGAGCAACCACAUUGUACCCUUUCCCCACUGAAUCCUUCUUCUUGUCAGAGGUGUAAAGUCUGACAGAACCCAUUGAUGAGAUGACAAUUCCCAGAUAGAAAAGAGAAGAGGAGAAGAGGAGAAGGCUUGGGUCUUUAAGCCUGUUCGGAUGGCCUCCUCUGCUAAUGACAGGACUUGCUUCCAUUGCAAAGCUUCUUCUGAUGUGUUCAGGCCAGGCUGGGGACGUCGUCUUGGUGGUUAUGUCAUGCUCUGCAACCGCUGCGCCUCUGCUUAUGAAGAUGGAAGUUUCUGCAGCACUUUUCACCCAGAUGCCAGUGGUUGGAGAGUUUGUGCUACUUGUAAUAAGCCUGUUCACUGUGGAUGUAUCAUGUCAGCCCAUACACAUACCAUAUUGGAUUUUGGAGGUGUAAGAUGCAGGGAUUGCGUCUUAAAAAUGACUUUGGCAACACAAAGGCAGAAUCUGACUGGCCCUUCUGCGGUUGGACAAUCUGCAAUAAUUCCACCACCCAGUCCCAGAGUGACUUAUGCAUUGCCUAAUAAGAUCAUCUUUAAGUUUGCUUCUGGAGUAUCUUCAGCAAAAAAAGAUGUUUUGCAUGGAGUUGAAGAAGAAGAGCCCUCUGUUAAUUCACCUGAUGAAAUUGAUUCUCUCAGUGGUAGAGAUGUUGAACAGCCUCAAAAAUCGAUCACUAGACGGGCUUAUGAACAUUCUCCAAAUAUGCCAAAAAGAAGUGAUGAGGAGUUGGAAGAACUCUCCAAAGAGUCAAAAUCUGUUCUCAUUCCUCUCUUUGAGAAAGAAUUGACUGCCAGUGAUACUGAAGCAAAGAACGGGCACCUUGUGCUACCAAAGAGAUGUGCAGAGGCUUACCUCCCAAAAGUUACUGCACAGCAACAAGUCCCCAUCAUGGUGGAGGACACAAGUGGAAAUAACUGGCAAUUGUACUAUAGGAUGUGGUCCAAUGGUAAUGGCAAGAUGUAUGUCCUUGAAGGGCUUAAAGAGUACUUUAACAUGAUACAGUGGCAAGCUGGUGACACAGUUAUAUUGUACCGGAGAGAGCCAGAAGGAAAUUUGGUUAUGGGAAUCUCAAGGGCUCAAGCUGGUAAAUCGGGCCAGAAGAGUUCAGCUUGAGGAACUGAAAUGAGACAAACCCGUCAAAGACCAGUGUGAACCCUGUGCUUUUCAGGGAUGAUGUUGAAGGUCCUUUUCUGCAUGCUGUAACAAGUCAAACUUUAGUAUGUUGAUGAGUUGGUGAAGUCUGCUUUUGUGUUUCAAAAACUUAUUAUCCUUUUCUCUGUUAUUAGCCAAACCUUCAAGGAAACAAAUGCAACUAAGUGUGCUAUGCUAAUAUGUAGUUUGUUGGGAUGUUUUCCAUAAUGUUUAAAUUAUGUUUUUCUUGUGUGCAUGUUUGCAAGAUGAAAGGGCAUUUGGUCUGUGGAUGAGCUCUGUUGUGAAGUACAGAUUCAUCACUCUAGAUGAUGGAAGACCAAAUCAUGUUGGUUGCAGACCUGAUUGCAAACACUUGGUAUGAACCAACAACUUUGGUACUCCCUUUGCAGCUCUUAUGUAAUUCAGGAGCAACAAAAACCAUUGUGGAGGAACAAGAACAAGAAAAAUGCCUACACUUUUGUUGAAACCAAAACCUUCUGGCACCAGUUGAGACCUGAUCUAAUCUUUUAUGGAAAGAAUAUCCCUUGCAUGUGAAAUUGCCAUCAUCUUCACAUUACACGUCAAAGUUCUGGUUAAAAUGUAUCCCUUGUUGGUUGGUUCAUGGUUGGCUGUUUUUUUUUUUUUUUUGGAGAAAAGUAAAUAUUGGGAUUACGA